Bombyx mori (domestic silkworm) is the source of this 1654-nucleotide messenger RNA. RefSeq names its product calreticulin (gene Crt). Gene Ontology annotation, molecular function: calcium ion binding. Lineage: Eukaryota; Metazoa; Arthropoda; Insecta; Lepidoptera; Bombycidae. Gene Ontology annotation, biological process: protein folding. Gene Ontology annotation, cellular component: endoplasmic reticulum membrane; endoplasmic reticulum. The record is from RefSeq and is marked provisional.
GUGAAUCGAAAAUGAAAGCUGUUGUACUGGUCGUUGUCAGCUUGCUGGCAUUAUCUUCGAUAAAUUGUGAUGUAUUCUUUGAGGAGAAGUUUCCUGAUGAUUCGUGGGAAAGCAAUUGGGUGUACAGUGAGCACCCAGGAAAAGAAUUUGGAAAGUUUAAAUUGACUGCUGGAAAGUUCUUCAGCGACCCAGAGGAUGACAAAGGUUUGAAAACCUCUGAAGAUGCGAGGUUCUAUGCUCUCUCCCGUAAGUUCAAACCGUUCAGUAAUGAGGGUAAACCCUUGGUCGUCCAGUUCACUGUCAAACAUGAACAAGACAUUGACUGUGGAGGCGGAUACCUCAAGGUCUUUGACUGCAAACUGGAGCAGAAGGACAUGCACGGAGAGACUCCAUAUGAGAUUAUGUUCGGCCCUGACAUCUGUGGUCCAGGAACCAAGAAGGUACACGUAAUCUUCAGUUACAAGGGUAAGAACCACCUCAUCAAAAAAGAUAUCCGCUGCAAAGAUGAUGUCUACACACAUUUGUACACUCUGAUUGUGAAACCCGACAACACCUAUGAAGUCCUCAUUGACAAUGAGAAAGUUGAAUCUGGCGACCUAGAGGCCGAUUGGGACUUCCUUCCGCCCAAGAAAAUCAAGGACCCUGAAGCCAAGAAACCAGAAGACUGGGAUGACAAGCCCACUAUUCCAGACCCCGAAGACAAGAAGCCUGAGGAUUGGGACAAACCUGAACACAUUCCAGACCCAGAUGCCACCAAACCUGAAGACUGGGAUGAUGAGAUGGACGGAGAAUGGGAGCCACCUAUGAUUGACAACCCAGACUACAAGGGCGUUUGGGCACCAAAACAGAUUGAUAACCCAGCUUACAAAGGCCCAUGGGUCCAUCCCGAAAUCGACAACCCAGAGUACACUCCUGAUUCAAACCUGUACAAGCGCGACGAAAUCUGCGCUGUCGGUCUCGAUUUGUGGCAAGUCAAGUCCGGUACCAUCUUUGACGACUUCCUUAUUACUGACGACCCGGCCGCCGCCAAAGAGAGGGGAGAGGUCAUCAAGAAAAGGCAGGAGGGAGAAAAGAAAAUGAAGAGCGAACAAGACGAGGCCGAGAGGGAGAAGGAGAAGGCGGAAAAGCCUGACGAUGAGGAAGAUGAUGAGGACCUCGACGAUGAGACUGGAGACGCAGCGCCUGUGGAGGAACACGAUGAGCUGUAGGCUGUUGUGAUUAAUUAGUGAGUGCCAAGACAUUAAGUACCUCGGGGUACGUAGUGUGCGUGCGUGGAGAAUUCUUUUUUUAAAACCUCUCGUUGCGCAAUCUUCUACAAUUCCAAUACUAUUGUCAUUUGUUUUUAGCACUGUGCGUGUGUUUGGCUCGAAUUUUACCGAUUCGUAGGGACAUGUUGUGUGUAAGUAAAUAUGUGUCCGUUGUUUCGUACUGAUGUCCGUGUAGAUGGGGAUUACGCUCAGAAUUGAUGUAUGUAAUUAUUUAAUGUUUUGUUAUCGGUCUGGCACCGUGUGCUGGGACGUGAAUGUAAAGUUUUACUGUACAAUAACAUUCGAUGUAGUAGCCCUAAUGUUUUGUAUGAUUGUGAUUGUUAUUGUACAGUAAAUCUGUUUCUCAUUUUAAGUUGUGAAAUGAGUCAAUAAAAUGAAUUAAAAUU